Molecule: messenger RNA, 2437 nt
Organism: Oryzias melastigma (Indian medaka)
Lineage: Eukaryota; Metazoa; Chordata; Actinopteri; Beloniformes; Adrianichthyidae
Product: free fatty acid receptor 2
Exons: 2
Coding region: 552-1550 (332 amino acids)
Biological process (GO): G protein-coupled receptor signaling pathway; cellular response to fatty acid
Cellular component (GO): plasma membrane
Molecular function (GO): G protein-coupled receptor activity
Source: RefSeq, a predicted model, not a curated record
GCGUGUUUUUUGUGGAUAACUAAGUAUGAUUUAAUAUCUCACAAUAAAACAGCCUUGAAAGGACUACAAAAAGAGGGCCAGUAGUUACUAGGGAAACCGUGUCUGGUGAGUGUGGCAGAUAAACAGUGGCAGUAUCUCUAAUAAUUUCCAUUAUCCCCACUGAAAGUAUAGAUUAUCAUGUAAAUAAGGGGCUGUGCCAGAUGAAGGCAGGUUGGAGCUGAAAGCUGGGGGAAUCGAGGACAUCAAACAACACAGCUGAGUAAUAACCACAUGUUGGCGUGCCAAGAAAGAGGCAGUGGAGUGCUCUGAGUCCCAGAGAAAAUAUUGGGCUCUGUUUAUUGGUGAGGACAAGGACACCGUGCUGCCUCGUCCGGUUUGUUCCAGGCCACUGACCCAAAAAGACGCCUCCGAGUCCUGUGGUUCAGACCGCUCAACAGAUCAAAACCUCUUCGUGCUGCUGGCUUUUCAGCUCAGGACACAAACAGAAGAUACAUUUUCAAUAAGUUUAUUUAAUCAAUUUUGAUUGACUUGAGGCAAAAAAGGAGGUCAACAUGCACGAUUGCCAGACUGGGCUGUGCCUCCCUGUCUACAUUGUUACGUUCGUGCUGGGCUUCCCAGCAAACGUCCUCGCUUUCUACACCUUCUGCAAGAAGGUGAGGCAGAAGCCCACGCAGAUAGACAUCCUGCUCCUCAACCUGACCAUCUCUGACCUCCUCUUCCUGCUCUUCCUGCCGUUCAAGAUGCAGGAGGUGAUGAACAACAUGGUGUGGAAGUUACCCUACGUGCUCUGCCCACUGUCCGGUUUUGUCUUCUACAUGACCAUCUACAACAGCACCUUCUUCCUCACCGCUGUCAGCGUGGAGCGCUACCUGGGUGUAGCCUUCCCUAUCCAGCACUCAUUAAAGCGCCGGCCAGUGUACGCCGUCGCUGCCAGCAUCUUCUUCUGGAUUUUCUCUUUCCUUCAUCUGAGCAUUGUCUUUAUUGUCCCGUUUAUUGGGCAGGAUGAGUCCCCAAACUCCACAUCAGUGUUUGGUCAGAGCCAGAAGGAAGUGUGUUAUAAAAACUUCACAGAGGCUCAGCUGCGGGUCCUCCUCCCUGUCCGCCUGGAGCUCUGCAUUGUGCUCUUCUGCAUACCUUUCCUCAUUAGCAGUUUCUGCUACAUCAACUUCAUCAGGAUUCUGUCCAAGCUGCAGCACAUUGACCGGCGCCGGCGCCUGCGGGCCAUUGGCAUGGCUUUGGGAACACUGGUGGUGUUUGCGUUAUGUUUUGGACCCUACAAUGUCUCGCACAUAGUUGGAUAUAUCAGAAAGAAAGAUCCUGCUUGGAGAGACAAAGCUUUACUGUGCAGUACCUUCAACGCAUGCCUGGACCCUUUCAUUUUCUACUUUUCCUCGUCUGCUGUGAGAGGAAAUGUUAGUAAAGUGGUGGAAGGAGUUAAACACUCUCUACGCAGGUGCAUGUGCUGUCACGUGUUCCAGGCCUCGCAGCGGGGAAUUAACAGGACUGCAAAAGAUAAGGAACACAAACAAAGUGAGACCAAUGCUAUCUAAGCUGACUGGAAGGGAACUGUGAGCAGCUGCCUCUGCUAAUUUCUUUAUCCCUGCAAGCAGGAAAUUAAUGUCACGAUUAUAUUUUUAUACUUGAGAAAAUGACUUGGCGGCUCACACUGCAGCAUGUUUCUGUUUGACUCAGAUGAACUUCCUGUGUGAGAAAGCUCCACCUGAGCUAGCAUAACCACUUUUCUAAUGGAGCGCUGUACACGAACCUGCAGAGACUAGCCACUUUGAACUGUAAUCCAAAAUAUAAAAAGAAGCAUUUUUGCAAAGUGGAAGGAUUUCCUUGGAAAUUCUUUGAUGUAACAGGGUUUGGUGGAGACGAAAAGCAGAGAUGACAACAAAACAACAUCCAACAACAGAAAGAUAUCUCCUCACAAUAAGAGACAAAUGUUUCUUACCAGCUUUCAUCAUGAACAGGAUGUUUGUCUGCAGCAACCUGCACAAUAUGUGUCAAACAGGAUUUUUUUUUUUUAGCCUAUAAUGCUCAGCACUGCACUUUUCAUUAUUUGGUGUUAGCUUUUCUGACAGGUUUGUGUCUGUCCUCAUGCAGACUGGGGUUUUCUCAUCUUUACCAUAUUUAUAGAAAAUAUUCUACUUGUAAAAAUGUGAGAAUAGCUUUUGUAUAUCUGGGAUGUAAUACAUAUUAAAUAAAUUAUAUAUAUUUUUAUAUUCCAACAAUGUGUACAAAUUUUCAAUGGAAUUUAUCACAGACUGAAAAUAAGACAGUCAGCCUCCAUGAUUGAGGAAGAAAAAUGGAAAAAGUUUCCAUUCAAACAUUUUUUUAAAAAGAAAACAGUUUGAUUGUGUGUAAACAGGAAAAGAGCCUAAUGUUUUGUAAAUAAUAUUUUUAAUGUGCCAUGACAAGUUAAUAAUAAAAAUUA